CGUGCGCAGUGUCUCCUCGGUCACAUGGGAAGGCGGGCGGUCACGUGAGCGGCGCGGGUCAGGAGGCUGUGUUUCCUGUGGUGCGCGGCCUCGCUCUCCCCUUCGCUCCGACAUGGGGUCCUUCAACGAGCUCUACUUUAACGUGGACAACGGCUACCUGGAGGGGCUGGUGAGAGGUUUCAAAGCCGGUAUCCUGUCCCAGGGGGACUAUCUGAACCUGGUGCAGUGCGAGACCCUGGAAGAUCUAAAACUCCAUCUCCAGAGCACAGACUAUGGGAACUUUCUGGCAAAUGAAGCCUCUCCACUCACUGUUUCGGUGAUUGAUGACAAACUGAAGGAGAAGAUGGUGGUAGAGUUUAGGCAUAUGAGGAAUCAUGCAUAUGAACCACUGGCCAGCUUUCUUGAUUUCAUCACUUACAGCUACAUGAUCGAUAAUGUAAUUCUUCUGAUUACUGGAACGCUACACCAGCGAUCCAUUUCUGAACUGGUUCCAAAGUGCCACCCUCUAGGCAGCUUUGAGCAAAUGGAAGCAGUGAAUAUUGCUCAGACACCAGCAGAACUUUACAAUGCCAUCUUGGUUGACACACCUUUAGCUGCGUUUUUCCAGGAUUGUAUAUCCGAACAAGAUCUUGAUGAAAUGAACAUUGAAAUUAUUCGUAACACACUAUACAAGGCAUAUCUAGAAUCAUUUUACAAGUUCUGCAAGGUAUUGGGGGGUACAUCAGCUGACGCAAUGUGUCCUAUUCUGGAGUUCGAAGCAGACAGGCGAGCUUUCAUCAUCACCAUAAAUUCUUUUGGGACAGAGCUGUCUAAAGAAGACCGAGCUAAGCUCUUUCCUCACUGUGGGAAACUCUACCCAGAGGGGUUAGCUCAAUUAGCCAGAGCAGACGAUUACGAACAGGUGAAGACUGUGGCGGACUAUUACCCAGAAUACAAACUGCUGUUUGAGGGAGCUGGAAGCAAUCCUGGAGACAAAACACUUGAGGACAGAUUUUUUGAACAUGAGGUUAAGCUGAACAAGUUGGCAUUCCUGAACCAGUUUCACUUUGGAGUCUUCUAUGCUUACGUGAAACUGAAGGAGCAGGAAUGCAGGAACAUUGUGUGGAUUGCAGAGUGUAUUGCACAGAGGCACAGGGCCAAGAUUGAUAAUUACAUUCCUAUCUUCUAAAUUCCCGUUUUGUCCUCAAUAUCUGAAGUACCAAUUGCAUUCACCUCCCUGUGCUGAUUUGCUCAAUAAGAGUGCGUUCAUUCGUAAAGUGUACAUUGAAUUUCUUGGGAUGUAUUCCUGAUAUUUAUCAGAUUUUUUUUGUUUUUAAAAAGGCAUUGUUAGCCUUGUCUUAUUUGUGAUCUGCUAUCUCUUAAAAGUAAUGUUGUACUAAGAAACUGCAGCUGCAGUUUCUAAAUGUCCCAGCUCUAUUGAUGUGCGUCACUUUUUAAGUUUGUGUUGUCACAAUAUGAACAUUGCUGCUUGUAUCAACAGUUGGAAAGGUUCUUCGAAGCCUGUUAAACUUAUUUGUGUACAAAUUAUCCAGGCACCUGACCCUUUGGAAACCCAGUCAGAUCACUGAUUUUGACUGUUACAGGACCCUACAGGGUGCUUUAUAUGUUUAAUUUCAGUGCCAUCUUCUGAUUGGAGACUUAACGUUAAAAGACCAGCAGAUAAAAGUAUCUAGGUCAACAUUACCUUUCUUCAAACACUCGAAUCACAAUUUUUAUAAGUACUUUUCCGUAUUAGGUGAUAGAUCUUUCUCUCGUAAGUGCAAUGUUUUGUUUUCAGAAAAUGCUCCGAACUGCAUUAAGUAGGUGGUACUAGGUCUUCUGUUGACGCAAUGUAUAUGAUGUAAUGCUCUCUGUCAUAGCUCCUCGAGCACUAAUUUCUGCAUGUGGUCCUUUAGUGGUAUUCCAAGCAUUUCUCACAAAUUGUUUACAAUCAGAAGAAAAAAAAGUGCUGGCUGAGCCCGUGUUCACCAAGACAGUUCUCAUUUGUCAUUUUAAUGCCUAAAAUGGGGAUAUUGAAAAAACAUGAUAGAUAAUUGAGUGCGGGCAGGCCUUGGAAUAUAGUAUUUGUAUGUGCAAUUUGGUAAGUCAGUGCAGUGUGUAGAAGACUCCCUUGAGAUGAGUGUAAUGAUUAGGUCUUGAUUCCGAUAACCUAUUUAUCUGAAACUUAAAUAAAUCUGUGACUCGUUGAACUGCUGUAUAUUGUAUCUGUGAUAAAAAAAGUCCUUUAUCUAAUAAAGUCAUAGCUGCUUCCUCGCAGAUGUAUUGGAAUUAAAUUUUAAAUAUUUAAAAUAUUGCCGUGAGAAAUUUAUGACCAGAUGUUCAAUAAUGCAUUGUGAAAUAUUGGUCUAUAAAAUUGUCCACUGACCAGUUGAAGAGAUUUAAUUUUAGUAUUUUUUUUCUUAUUUUCUAUUUUACAUUUAUUGCACCAUCCAAUGUGUUCCAUUACGUUUACUAUCCUAAGCUAAAACUUCUUAAACAGCUCAAUAAACAUUUACUAGCUAUUAAAA
This is a messenger RNA of Callorhinchus milii (elephant shark), 2507 nucleotides long. It is a transcript of the gene atp6v0d1, whose product is annotated as ATPase H+ transporting V0 subunit d1. Gene Ontology annotation, biological process: proton transmembrane transport; vacuolar transport; vacuolar acidification. The transcript is spliced from 8 exons. Gene Ontology annotation, molecular function: proton-transporting ATPase activity, rotational mechanism. Bases 113 to 1168 code for a protein of 351 amino acids. Gene Ontology annotation, cellular component: early endosome; proton-transporting V-type ATPase, V0 domain; plasma membrane proton-transporting V-type ATPase complex. NCBI's taxonomy places the organism in Eukaryota, Metazoa, Chordata, Chondrichthyes, Chimaeriformes, Callorhinchidae. The record is from RefSeq and is a predicted model, not a curated record.